This is a messenger RNA of Galeopterus variegatus (Sunda flying lemur), 1355 nucleotides long. RefSeq names its product cholinergic receptor, nicotinic, epsilon (muscle) (gene CHRNE). The transcript is spliced from 4 exons. Bases 155 to 697 code for a protein of 180 amino acids. Gene Ontology annotation, cellular component: membrane. NCBI's taxonomy places the organism in Eukaryota, Metazoa, Chordata, Mammalia, Dermoptera, Cynocephalidae. Gene Ontology annotation, biological process: monoatomic ion transport. The record is from RefSeq and is a predicted model, not a curated record.
CGCCGAGGGGAGCCGUUAGGGGGUGUGUCCACCCCUUGCGGAGAGAGGUGUGUUUGUGAGGUCAGAGGACCGGCGGUGCCAUCUGUGGCUGGGGGGGGACUGCGGAGGCUGCGACGUCCCGCAUCCCGGGCUCUUCAGGUACCUUAUUUUCGUCAUGGUGGUGGCCACGCUCAUUGUCAUGAAUUGCGUCAUCGUGCUCAACGUGUCUUUGCGGACGCCCACCACUCACGCCACGUCCCCGCGGCUGCGCCACGUUUUGUUGGAGCUGCUGCCGAGCCUCCUGGGCUCGGGCUCGCCCCCCGAGACCCCGCGGGCCGCGGCGCCCCCUAGACGGGCGUCGUCCGUGGGCAUACUGCUCCGCGCGGAGGAGCUGAUACUGAAAAAGCCGCGCAGCGAGCUCGUGUUUGAGGGGCAGAGGCACCGGCACGGGACCUGGACCGCAGCCCUCUGCCGGAGCCUGGGCGCCGCCGCCCCCGAGAUCCGCUGCUGUGUGGACGCCGUGAACUUCGUGGCUGAGAACAAGCGAAACCAGGAGGCCGCUGGCGAGGAGGUGUCCGACUGGGUGCGCAUGGGGAAGGCCCUGGACAACGUCUGCUUCUGGGCUGCUCUGGUGCUCUUCAGCGUCGGCUCUUGCCUCAUCUUCCUCGGUGGCUACUUCAACCAAGUGCCUGAUCUCCCUUACCCGCCUUGUAUCUGACCAGAGUCCACACCGACCCCGAGUUCCCCACCUUUCUCCAGUAGCAAAUAGAUUUUGAAAAAAGAGCCUGCCACCACCACUGUAUUAUGGUCCUCUCCCAGUGCUGAUAAUAAAAUCUGUGUUUUGUGAACUUCCCAAGAGGAACUGCAUGUACCCAUGUGUGUGGGUCUGGCUCAGUCCUGGGGUCAGAAGUGGGGGCAGACGGUUCAGGCAGGCUCUUGGGUGCCAAUCCUCCAGAAAGCAAGGAUGGCUCAAGUCAGCCUUGCUCAGGCUCGGCCCCAGGUGACUUGGGAGGCCUAAGAGCUUCUAAGCUUUAUCCAUUUGAUCGCUAAACAGGAGAGACGCCUCUGCAGGACUUGCACAUAGGGAGGCUGGAGCCAGAGAGCCCUGGCCUUCUCUGGCCUGGUUCUGUCAGAGUGGGUGGGGACCACAUACCCUCACUGCAGGCUGCUCGUGGGCCCACAGGUUUACGGCUGAGGAUGCCCUGCCCCCCCCUCAGUCCUUCCUUCUAGCUUCUCUUGGCCUAGCACUGUCCCCCCAAACCCCAUAAAGCCUCACUCAUUGCUGAUUCCACCCCACCCUGCCUCCUUCAUCCCAACUCUGCAGGCUAGUAUCCAGGAUUGUGAGAGAAAACAGAAUAAAAUGGGGCCUGAAAUGA